AUGGCCAUGGAUCCAGAAAUGGAGGUGGACUCUCCAGAACCUCGGGGCACCAAAAGACUGGCCGAGGACGCUGAAGUGCACGCUGAAGUGCCCCAGCGACCUAAGAGAAUCAAGGCCCUGGACCCAGAUGUCGUGAACAAAAUCGCAGCAGGGGAGAUCAUUGUGGCCCCCAUGCAUGCACUGAAGGAGUUGAUCGAAAACGCCGUGGAUGCCGGAUCAACCUCCAUCGAGAUCUUGGUCAAGGACGGCGGGUUAAAACUCCUCCAGAUCACAGACAACGGCCAUGGCAUUGACAGAGAUGACCUUCCCAUCCUGUGUGAGAGAUUCACCACGUCCAAGUUGAAACAGUUCGAGGACCUGUCAUCCAUAGGGACCUACGGCUUCCGAGGCGAAGCUUUGGCCAGUAUAAGCCAUAUAGCCCAUCUCACUGUGACUACCAAAACCGCGGGCUCCAGCUGCGCAUGGAGAGCCCAAUACAGUGGUGGGAAUCUCGUCGCACCCAAACCUGGCCAGAGCGCCGCCCCCAAAGCCACCGCUGGACGUGGUGGCACUCAGAUCACGGUCGAGGACCUGUUCUACAACGUCCCCACCAGACGUCGAGCAUUUCGAUCGGCAAGUGAAGAGUACGCCAAGAUCCUGGACGUAGUUGGUCGGUACUCCGUCCACUGCUCUGGAGUGGCAUUCUCGUGUCGCAAGCAUGGCGACUCAGGCGUCAGUGUCUCAACACCGGCAGCUGCCAACACCAUCGAGCGGAUACGUCAGAUCCACGGCAGCGCAGUAGCCAACGAGCUUGUGGAGUUCAAAGUCGAGGAUGACAAGCUUGGAUUCCGCUCCUCAGGGCUCGUCACGAACGCAAAUUACCACGUCAAGCGAACCGCCGUCCUCCUCUUUAUCAACCACCGUUCUGUCGAAUCCACGGCCAUCAAACGAGCAGUCGAACAAACCUACUCCAGCUUCCUCCCCAAAGGCGGCCACCCAUUCGUCUACAUCGAUCUCGAGAUCGAACCCCAACGAGUCGACGUGAACGUCCAUCCAACCAAGCGCGAAGUGAACUUUCUCAACGAGGACGAAAUCAUCGAAAGCAUCUGCAACGAGAUCCGAUCCAAACUCGCACAAGUCGACUCCAGCCGAACCUUCUUAACCCAGACCCUCCUCCCGGGGGUCACAACCAUCGAGCCCUUGAACCGCGACAACGACACCAACAACAGCAAUGGAAACACAAUCCCCAAAACCCCCAGCACGUCCAAAAAGCCCUACGAAAACAACCUCGUCCGCACCGACUCCAAAGUCCGCAAAAUCACCUCCAUGCUCUCCCCAGCUAUAUCCGGAGACCCAUCCACAUCCACACCGACAAACCAACGACCCUCCACCCUCACCCCCCCAACCAUCGCCGACCCAGGCCUGCACUACGAAACCACCACCCGCGAACCCCUCCGCGUUGCGCUCACCUCAAUCAAGAACCUCCGCGCCUCCGUCCGCAACAACAUGCACAACACGCUCACCGAGACCAUCGCCUCGCACACCUACGUCGGCCUAAUCGACGAACGUCGCCGCAUCGCAGCCAUCCAAUCCGGCGUCAAGCUCUACCUCAUCGACUACGGCAUGUUCUGCACGGAAUUCUUCUACCAAAUCGGCCUCACCGACUUCGGAAACUUCGGGACUAUCAAGCUCUCCCCCGCCCCCAAAAUCAUCGAUCUCCUCCGCAUCGCCGCUGAAACUGAACGCGAUGCCCAUGCCCACCAAUCCCAAUCCCAAUCCCAAUCCCAAACACAAACCACCAUCACGGAAACCGAAAACGAGGCCACCGAAAUCUUCACCACCGCCCCCUCCACCGUCCACCAAACCCUCCUCUCCCGCCGCGAAAUGCUCUCGGAAUACUUCUCGCUCGAAAUCUCCCCCGACGGCACCCUCCUCUCCAUUCCCCUGCUCCUAAAAGGCUACCUCCCCUGUCUGGCCAAACUCCCCCGGUUCCUCCUCCGUCUCGGCCCCUACGUCGACUGGACAAGCGAGGAGGAUUGUUUCCGCACGUUUCUCCGUGAGUUGGCUGCUUUCUAUACUCCGGAGCAGUUGCCGACUCCGGCUUCGGAGUCAGCGGUGGAUGGGACAGGUGAGUCGGGCACAGCUGGUCCUUCGGAAUCCCAGACACAGACACAGAACGAGGAAGAGGAAUUCAUCACGCAGCGACGGGCGCAGAUCGCGCGCAUGCUCGAACAUGUGGUUUUUCCGGCGUUGAGGGGGAGGCUUGUUGCUACAACGAGGCUGUUGAGGGGGGUGGUCGAGGUGGCGGAUUUGAAGGGGUUGUAUAGGGUGUUUGAGCGGUGUUGAUCAUGGUGAUGUUGAUCUUGAUCCUGAUGAGUGGGGUCGGUCUGUUGUAAUGUACUACUGGUUUUAGCCCGAGAUAUAUAUCUUUCAGGUCAG
Messenger RNA from Aspergillus heteromorphus CBS 117.55, 2418 nucleotides. RefSeq names its product mismatch repair ATPase MLH1. The transcript has 4 exons. Gene Ontology annotation, molecular function: ATP binding; mismatched DNA binding; ATP-dependent DNA damage sensor activity. Gene Ontology annotation, cellular component: MutLalpha complex. The record is from RefSeq and is a predicted model, not a curated record. The coding region runs from base 1 to 2325 and encodes 774 amino acids. Gene Ontology annotation, biological process: mismatch repair. NCBI's taxonomy places the organism in Eukaryota, Fungi, Ascomycota, Eurotiomycetes, Eurotiales, Aspergillaceae.